Antechinus flavipes (yellow-footed antechinus) is the source of this 3471-nucleotide messenger RNA. RefSeq names its product dishevelled segment polarity protein 2 (gene DVL2). The record is from RefSeq and is a predicted model, not a curated record. NCBI's taxonomy places the organism in Eukaryota, Metazoa, Chordata, Mammalia, Dasyuromorphia, Dasyuridae. Gene Ontology annotation, molecular function: frizzled binding. Bases 693 to 2972 code for a protein of 759 amino acids. Gene Ontology annotation, biological process: intracellular signal transduction; canonical Wnt signaling pathway. Gene Ontology annotation, cellular component: cytosol. The transcript is spliced from 14 exons.
CCUUCCCGUCCCCCCCAAUACUGAGAACUAAACUGUUUGUUACUCUGUACAAUGAAAGGACCCAGAUCCUAAGGUUUCCUGGUUUACAUAUUCAAAUAUAGUUCUUUGGACCGUAAGUGGGGAAGUCUCUAAUAGCUGGCUUUCAGCGAGGGUCUCUUCUCGGCAGAGAGAAGGGGAAACAGGACGAUGAGCAUAUAUGAGGACAGAAGUACAAGAGGGUUGGUGGUCUGUAAAGAAAUGUGCGUUGUCUUACUCCUUGGAUUGUAGUGGGAGUUGAGGAUAAUUUUAGGGGCGGGACUUUUGACUGGGGAUUGGGAGAUCGAAGGUGAGGGAAGAAACGGCAGCACCGUGGGUAGGCAGAGUCUGGGGAGUCCUCACGUGAUUAGGGAGCCGAGAAGCCGGAAGUGAGGUGCACCACGUCACGUGAGGAGGCGGCAGUGGGAAGUGUGUGGCGUGAGGCUGGGUUGGAGGGCGAAGAGCUGGGAGGGCGUUCACUUUGAAGGUGUAAGUACUGCUGGUGUGGGGUGUGGAGAAGAGCGAGCCUGGGCUCCGCCUCCUCCCUUCACCUAGUCUGCUUGGGUUCGGUUGGCUAGGCCAGGCGCUUGUAUGCGCAAGCGCGGCGGAAUAGGCUCCUGGGCUCGGUCUGGUGGGAGAGGGGAGCAUCAAGGCGGGGAGGGCGACGCGGUCGGACCAUGGCGGGCAGCAGCGCCACUGGACUUAGCGGGGCCGGUGAGACGAAGGUGAUUUACCAUCUGGACGAAGAGGAAACUCCGUACCUGGUCAAGAUCCCGGUCCCGGCCGAGCGCAUCACCUUGGGAGACUUUAAGAGCGUCCUGCAGCGCCCCGCCGGGGCCAAAUACUACUUCAAGUCAAUGGACCAGGAUUUCGGAGUGGUGAAGGAAGAGAUUUCAGAUGACAAUGCCAGAUUGCCCUGUUUCAAUGGGAGAGUGGUCUCUUGGCUUGUGUCCUCAGAUAGCUCACAGCCAGAGAAUAACUCCCCACCCUCUGAACCUCGACCAGAACCCUCAUCUCCACCCCCGCCACUGCCUCCUCUGCCUCCUGAGAGGACUAGUGGCAUAGGAGAUUCAAGGCCCCCAUCAUUCCACCCUAAUGUAUCUAGUAGCCGAGAGAACCUGGAGCCUGAGACAGAAACAGAGUCAGUGAUAUCACUGAGACGGGAGCGGUCCAGGAGGAGAGAGAGCAUGGAUCACAUUGGUGGGAGCCAUCGACCUACCGGUUCUUCCCGCCUGGAGCGGCACCUGGCUGGUUAUGAGAGCUCCUCUACUCUUCUAACUAGUGAACUAGAGAAUACCAGCCUGGGAGAUUCAGAUGAGGAUGAUACUAUGAGCAGGUUCAGUAGCUCCACAGAGCAGAGCAGUGCUUCCCGGCUCCUAAAGAGACACCGACGGAGGAGAAAACAGCGACCACCUCGACUGGAGAGGACUUCAUCCUUCAGCAGUGUAACAGAUUCCACCAUGUCUCUCAACAUCAUCACAGUUACUCUUAACAUGGAGAAGUACAAUUUCCUGGGCAUCUCCAUUGUGGGCCAAAGCAAUGAACGUGGCGAUGGCGGCAUCUACAUUGGCUCUAUCAUGAAGGGUGGUGCUGUGGCUGCAGAUGGGCGAAUUGAACCAGGGGACAUGCUACUGCAGGUGUGCAUAGUAGCACAGGUUUUCCCCCCUUCCUUGGGGUCCUUAGCUGCCUCCUCACCUUUAUUCUCUAACACUCCCCCCCAGGUGAAUGACAUGAACUUUGAGAACAUGAGUAAUGAUGAUGCUGUACGGGUGCUGAGAGAGAUUGUACACAAGCCUGGCCCCAUUGUGUUAACAGUGGCCAAGUGUUGGGAUCCCUCGCCUCAGGCUUACUUCACACUUCCUAGAAAUGAGCCAAUCCAGCCUAUUGAUCCUGCUGCCUGGGUCUCUCAUUCAGCAGCACUCACUGGUGCCUUCCCUACCUACCCAGGCUCUUCUUCCAUGAGCACCAUAACUUCAGGCUCCUCCCUGCCUGACGGCUGUGAAGCACGCAGCCUCUCUAUACACACAGACAUGGCAUCUGUGACCAAGGCCAUGGCAGCCCCUGACUCCGGGUUGGAGGUCCGGGACCGAAUGUGGCUCAAGAUAACUAUCCCUAAUGCUUUUCUGGGCUCAGAUGUAGUGGACUGGCUUUACCACCACGUAGAGGGGUUCCCUGAGCGGCGGGAGGCAAGGAAAUAUGCCAGUGGGUUGCUCAAGGCAGGCCUCAUCAGGCAUACUGUCAACAAGAUCACCUUUUCUGAACAGUGUUACUAUGUCUUCGGGGACCUCAGUGGGGGAUGUGAAAGCUACCUUGUGAAUUUGUCUCUGAAUGAUAAUGAUGGAUCAAGUGGAGCUUCAGACCAGGACACAUUGGCUCCCCUGCCUGGGGCCACACCUUGGCCCCUGCUGCCUACUUUCUCCUACCAGUACCCAGCCCCACAUCCCUACAGCCCCCAGCCUCCUCCUUACCAUGAGCUCUCAUCCUACAGCUAUGGAGGGGGCAGUGCCGGAAGCCAGCAUAGUGAAGGAAGCCGGAGCAGUGGGUCUACGAGAAGUGAUGGGGGAAUAGGACGGACAGGGAGACCAGAAGAUCGGGGUCCAGAGUCCAAGUCAGGCAGUGGGAGUGAAUCUGAACCAUCAAGCCGUGGUGGCAGCCUCCACUGGGGUGGGGAUUCCAGUGAUGCCACUCUUCCUCCACCCAGGGGACUAGGUGGGGGUAGCAGCAGCCUUCGUUCCCAUCCUACUCUCCAUCCUUAUGGACCACCCUCUGGUGUGACCCUACCAUACAAUCCCAUGAUGGUGGUUAUGAUGCCUCCCCCACCACCUCCAGCAGUUCAACCUCCUGGGGCACCUCCUGUGCGUGACUUGGGCUCUGUGCCACCUGAGCUAACUGCCAGCCGCCAGAGCUUCCAUUUAGCCAUGGGCAACCCUAGUGAGUUUUUUGUGGAUGUCAUGUAGAAUUUUUUCUAUGACUUGGAGUUUUUUAUACUAUCUCUGUCUUGAUUUUAAUUCUUACCUUGUGAGUAAGACUUUCUCACAUUCUGUAGCCAAGACUCACUUUUGCCACUGGACACCAUCGAAUCCAAUUAUUUUUUUGGUGACAGCCCAGCCAAGGAGUUACCACCAUCAAUAGUGCCUGAUCUGACCCUCUUUAUAGGGUUACAGGAAAUUUUAUAUAAUAAACUUUGGGGGGGGGGGAAGAGAUACAUUUUUCUUAUACUUUUUGAUACUUUAAAAGGAUGUUUUUCUCAAAUGAAGUAGCCCUGUAACAAUCCUUCCUUGUCCUUGUCCAAAUGGUUGGGGAAUAAGAAAGGAUUGGGAAUGUUGUGGGGACCCUAUUCCCACCUGCCUUUAGAAUUCAAGAGCCCCCAAAGCAAGGGUUCUGUAGCUUCCUAUAUUGAUUGCUAUUUAUUUUAGACUUUUGUGUAUAAAACCCUAAAUAAAGCAAUAGAGGGAA